CUUGGUGGCCAUCGAUUUAGCCCUGCGAUUCUCUCUCUCUCUCUCUCUCUCUCUCACUCCUCAACUCUCUGAAGCCCUAGCGAUAUGGCUUCACGCAGACUUCUCUCCUCUCUUCUCAGAUCCUCCCCGCGCAGAGCUUCUUCCAGAUCUCCUCUCUCGAAUCCCAAUCCAAGGAUUUCCCCCGUCACAACGUCGCGCGCUUCCCCUUGUGGGUAUAUCCUCUCUCGCGUGGCCGAGUAUGCGACCUCUGCUGCGGCAGCUGCGCCUCCGUCACCACCGCCUUCGGCGAAGAAGGACGCCGGAAAGGGCGGGAAGAUCACUGAUGAGUUUACUGGUGCCGGUGCGAUCGGACAGGUCUGCCAGGUGAUCGGUGCUGUUGUCGAUGUGAGAUUCGAUGAGGGGUUGCCGCCGAUCCUGACGGCUCUUGAGGUGCUUGACAACUCGAUCCGUUUGGUCCUCGAGGUCGCUCAGCAUUUGGGAGAGAACAUGGUUCGGACCAUUGCUAUGGAUGGGACUGAAGGGCUUGUUAGAGGACAGCGUGUGCUGAAUACCGGCUCUCCUAUUACUGUGCCUGUUGGUAGGGCUACACUUGGUCGUAUCAUAAAUGUUAUUGGAGAACCCAUUGAUGAGAGAGGCGAUAUUAAGACCGACCAUUUCCUACCAAUUCAUAGAGAAGCUCCUGCAUUUGUUGAGCAGGCAACUGAACAGCAGAUUCUUGUCACUGGAAUCAAGGUUGUUGACCUUCUUGCUCCAUACCAAAGAGGUGGAAAGAUUGGACUGUUUGGUGGUGCUGGUGUAGGAAAAACUGUUCUUAUCAUGGAGCUAAUUAACAAUGUUGCCAAAGCUCAUGGUGGUUUUUCUGUGUUUGCUGGUGUUGGGGAACGCACUCGUGAGGGCAAUGAUUUGUACAGGGAAAUGAUUGAGAGUGGUGUCAUUAAGCUAGGUGACAAGCAGGCCGACAGCAAAUGUGCCCUUGUAUAUGGUCAAAUGAACGAGCCACCUGGUGCUCGUGCUCGUGUUGGUCUUACUGGACUAACUGUGGCUGAGCACUUCCGUGAUGCUGAAGGGCAAGAUGUGCUUCUCUUCAUUGACAACAUUUUCCGUUUUACCCAGGCUAAUUCAGAGGUGUCUGCUUUGCUUGGUCGUAUCCCAUCUGCUGUCGGUUACCAACCAACCUUGGCUACUGAUCUUGGAGGCCUUCAAGAGCGUAUCACAACCACAAAGAAAGGUUCUAUCACUUCAGUGCAAGCUAUCUAUGUGCCUGCUGAUGACUUGACAGAUCCUGCUCCUGCUACCACAUUUGCUCACUUGGAUGCCACAACUGUGUUGUCACGACAGAUCUCCGAGCUUGGUAUUUAUCCUGCUGUCGAUCCAUUGGACUCUACAUCUCGUAUGCUUUCUCCUCAUAUUUUGGGUGAGGAACACUACAAUACUGCUCGUGGAGUUCAGAAGGUCCUUCAAAAUUACAAGAACUUGCAAGAUAUUAUUGCCAUUUUGGGUAUGGAUGAGCUCAGCGAAGAUGACAAGUUGACGGUUGCACGUGCUCGUAAGAUCCAAAGGUUCUUGAGUCAGCCUUUCCAUGUCGCAGAAGUCUUCACGGGUGCUCCUGGGAAAUACGUGGAAUUGAAAGAGAGUAUUACUAGCUUCCAGGGAGUGUUGGAUGGGAAGUACGAUGAUCUUUCAGAACAAUCAUUUUACAUGGUCGGAGGUAUUGAGGAGGUGAUUGCCAAGGCAGAGAAGAUUGCCAAGGAAUCUGCUGCUCAGUAGUUUACUCAUCUUUUUUUUUUUCUCUCUUUGAUAAUUAUGAAAAUUAAUAAUUUAGGUGAUGUGUUGGCGAUGCCAGCAACAAGGCUUUUGAUAUAUUUUUUUUGAGAUGUAACGGAACCAGAGAUCUUCUUCUGCUUUGUUUUAGUUCUUGUUGCAGAAUCUGAAAGAGAGUUUCACCAGCCUUCUUCGGCUACUUCCUCUGCCCUUCUUUUCUUUUUUCUUUAAUAAGGGGAGGAAACAAGACAUGUACAUUUUUCCUUUUUUGACAACUUUUUAUGAACCAUAUAAAUCAAAUCCCUUGUUUUAUAUGAUGAAA
This is a messenger RNA of Momordica charantia (bitter melon), 2083 nucleotides long. RefSeq names its product ATP synthase subunit beta, mitochondrial. Gene Ontology annotation, molecular function: ATP binding; ATP hydrolysis activity; proton-transporting ATP synthase activity, rotational mechanism. Lineage: Eukaryota; Viridiplantae; Streptophyta; Magnoliopsida; Cucurbitales; Cucurbitaceae. Gene Ontology annotation, biological process: proton transmembrane transport; proton motive force-driven mitochondrial ATP synthesis. Gene Ontology annotation, cellular component: proton-transporting ATP synthase complex. The record is from RefSeq and is a predicted model, not a curated record.